Messenger RNA from Hyla sarda, 1406 nucleotides. RefSeq lists its product as uncharacterized. The coding region runs from base 173 to 793 and encodes 206 amino acids. The transcript has 5 exons. NCBI's taxonomy places the organism in Eukaryota, Metazoa, Chordata, Amphibia, Anura, Hylidae. The record is from RefSeq and is a predicted model, not a curated record.
AACUGCGGAGCGGGGAAGGCGAUGGGAUAUUGAGGACGAUGGAAUUGUGAGGAGUGAGGAAAACCGCGGACCAAAUACUCACCAUACACGGCAUCCAGACAUCCAGUAGACCGUGCUCUGUGCAUCUGAGAAGUUCUAGAAAGGACAACCAGAUCAACUAGAAGGAUCCGUGAUGGACUGUGGGAAAAAAACCCUGUUUUUCUUUACUUUCUGUGCACUCGUUGGCACCGAAAUAAUUCUGGAAAUAACAACUGAUCUGGAAUUUUUGAUUUCUGUCCCAUCAACCCACAUCGGAGACACAGAGCUUGUGUUCACUUCUCUAUCCAUUGGAAAUGUGUUUCUCAUUGAUGCCGUGAAGAAUCAAACCAAAUGCAUCAAUUCCACCGACCCCCUGUGCUCCUCAAUGAUCAAAGCCCCAGCGGUUGAUGUGUCGGUGACUUCAACAUCAAGUGAUGAAAAAUAUUUUACUUAUUCUGGCUCUUUUAAUGAGUCAGUGUGGUUCAUAAUAGGUGUUGACCCUGAAGUCAGUGUAGAGCGUUUCAUUAUGGAUAGUAAAAACGACACAAUCACUGUGACUAUACUUAUUGAGUAUAAUCAUGUCAACAGAAGAAUUGACCCAACCUUUCCUACAAGGCUCACACCUACAACAUUUAGCUUUAAUACUGAAUUUAUCAGAACUAAAAGGAUCAUGGAAGAUAAUGGAAAAGGGAAUGGACAAUCUACCCUGCGUUGUGCUCCGGUGGGUGCGCUCGUUCUCCUCGCUCUGACUCCAUUUUACUUCUCAAGUGACUGAUGAUAUCAUUGCCUCGCCAUUUCAAGGUAAUUAUUCGGUGAAUCGAGGCCUUAAAGUAUCCAUCGGCACUUGGAGAAAGUCAACAGCUACUUAAAGUUUCUUUAAAAAAUUAUGAUUCUGUAUGUUACUCGCUAGGUCAUGCAAAUGCUGUACAUGUCUUUUUUUAUGUGUCUAGCUUCUGUAUUUGGCUCACAAAUUCCUAUGUUCUGCUGCUCGCUUAUUCUAACAUCCACUGCUCAGGAAGGGGCAUGUCCGAGGCAAGUACUGAACCCACCCUCACUCACCAUGCAUUCACUAUCUUCCUCCUUGAGUCUGCUGUGCUGGGUCUCUUCAUCCAAUUACUGCAGGCUGCCUUCUCCACUCUGUUUUCAGACAGGAGUCUGAUAGACAGGACAGGAGUGAGCACAGAGUAGUGCUAGUACUGCCCCCACUUCCUGGACUUUGUCCCUGCCUGUGCUUCAGCUAGGACAAAGACGAUGCUACAGCCGGACAGGAUUAUUUUCUGGAUGGUAUGGGGACCCCUAGUGGUCUUUCUAUAGGCCUUCUUUGAUUUCUUUGAGAAAGAAGGAAAAAAAUUAAAGGGGUAUUCCAGAAAAAAAAAUUAUAUAUAUAU